AUGUGUGUACACUGGAAGUCAGGAGGAGGUCUGCACAUCAUUCUUGACGUGUUGCAGCUUGUGUGUUUGUUGUUUAUCACAGCAAUUUAUUAGAGGAAUCCAGCUGUCUGCAGACCACUCAGUCUCUACUCUGUCUCUACUGUCCUCCGCCGUGCUACACAACACACUGCGCUGCCGUGCAUGACAAACUGUGUGUGUGUGUGUGUGUGUGUGAGAGAGAGAGAGAGAGAGUGAGUGAGAGAGAGAGAGAGAGAGAGAGAGAGGGAGGAUGAACGCCAGCCCAGUCAUUCCUCUUAAAAAUGGCGUCUUGUGAAGCAAAUGAGCGAAAAUAGUCUGAGAGUGGAGGGAGCAGCAGCAGCAGCGGAGCAGCUGUCGGCGCUGGAUCCGACUGAACGAGGCUUCACUGAGGGAAGCUGCUCCAGAACGUGGAGCAUCUGUUCCACGGCCCAUCAGCUUCACACAGGAGACAAUAGACAGUGAAAUAUAUGGAGAGGAGAGGAGGGAGGAGGUGCUCCUGGCUGCUGUGACCCCCCUCCUCCCCCUCGCUCCUUCUCCUCCCUCCAUUCCUCCCAGUCUACAGGCUCGUCAAGCGGAGAAAUAAACAGAAGCGAGCGCAGAGAAGAGAAGACAUUCCUCCCUCCCCUCCCCCUCACUAUCUGCCCAUCUUCAUCCAGCCCUUUCUUUCAUGGAGAGGAAUUAUCCCGCUGCAGGCUUCGGAGAUCUGGGGGCUGGGACGGGAUGGAGUUACGACAGAUCGGCCAAAGCAAGCCUCGUGUAUGGGACCUCCAGGUCAUCCCACCCAGACUCCGAGCUGCUCCACCGGCAGGCCUACGGCACCCCUCACCCCCUCCAGGGCUAUGCAACCAACCACCACCCAGGAGGCUCCAGACAGGGCGGGGCCUGGGGUUCUGCUGGACGCACACUGGGCCUGUCGGGGCUGUUUGAUGCCAGCCUCCAUCAUGCCAGCCCCUCGGGCCCUGACCCCUCCGUCAUGAAUCUGAUUUCAGCUCUGGAGUCCCGGGGUCCACAGCCCCCACCCUCUGCCUCCUCCCUCCUCUCCCAGUUUCGCACUCCCUCCUGGCAGACUGCGAUGCAUACACCAGCCCCACCAGAGCUUUUUAUUUCAGGAGCGCUCCCGGGCUCCAGCUCCUUCCCCUCCUCCUCAGCCCUUUCUGCAUACCAGCAUCCUGGCUCCUUCUCUGGACGAUCUUUCACCCCCUCACUAUCCCUGCAGGAUGCGCCUCCAUUUAGUCCAACGUCCAAUGGUUUGCUGUCCCCCCCUGACCCCCUGCUGCACAUCAAAACGCCCUCCCAGUCCAGCUUGGGCUUUGAUCGCUUACUAUCUUCCCAGAGUGCCACCUACCGGGGAUCCCAGGAGCCUUCAGGCCCUUCUCAGACACAAGCCCCCUCCACCUCUUCCAGUUGCCAUCUGCCCCCUCCCCAGUUCAACCUGUUAUCCUCCCAGCUCCACAACCAGUCCUCCCAGCUCUAUAAUGCAUCCAUGUUCUCCUCCACACCAGCCCUGCCCCCUGCAGCCCCCCCUCAACCCCCACCUCCUCCGGAGAGGGCAGUUUCUCGGCAGGACAGUGUGAUCAAGCAUUACCAACGUUCGUCUCCGGCCCAGUCAACACCACUCCCCUUACAGCAGUACGUCAGCUGUGGUGGGUCAUCAGGCUACCAGCAGAUAGGCAGUCACCCCCGGCAUGCUGGAGUGUCCUGCAGUCCCCUAGGGGAGCAGAGCCCCUCCUCCGACCCUAAGCCCUCACCACGGAUGGAAUCCCAGACAUAUCGACCUAUCAUCCAAACUCCUUACACGUCCUCGUCCUCCAGCUCCUCGGCCUCCUCCUCAUCAGGCACUAAAGGAGCCAAGAGCUCCAGCUCCAGUAGUGGCUACUCGUCUUCGGGUUCAGCAUCCUCCUCCCGUACCCCGCACACACCACCAUCAGCCUCUUCCACUUCCUCUUCAUCCUCCUCUAGCUCCAAGACGAGUGCCGGCUCCUUGUCUGCUCCCUCUCGUCAGCAGCCCCCACCUCAGUCAGUGCCGGCACCACCUCCUCUACCAGUGGUAUCAUCCAGCCUUGUUCAGCAGUCAGCACCCAAACAAUGCCUCUCCACGUAUGGCUCUCCAUCUGUAGCCAACUCUAGCACAGGCCUACCAGACCAGACCCCUCCAAAGCAACACACCCAGUCCUACUCCCCCAACCAGCCUCCAUCUGCACACAUGGGCCAGUCUUAUGGAGGCUUUAGCUCACCUCAUGCCCAGGACCUGAGCUCUGGAGCAGGGGGCAUAGGAGGGAAAGCCUUCACUGGUAUAGGCACAGGAGGACGCUCAUUCUCUGCUGAGAUAGUCUUUGGGGACUCAAGCUUUGGCUCAGCUUCUCUCAGAAGAGCAGGCAGUCCUCCCUUAGGGUUUGGGAAUGCUGGAGGAUCAACAGGAAGUGGACCUGUAUCAGGACCUGCUGGAUCUGCAGGAUCAGGGAGUGGGGCGGCUAGUGUUGGUAAUGGAGGCAGCAGCUCUUACCACCUGCCUGAGUCUAGUCCCUCGCCCUCCAUCGGUUCUAUCAGUCGCCCUGGGCUGCACUCUCCUGCUGCUGCUCGCCCUGCACAGUCCCCCGGAGGCUCAGGGGCCUCCAAAUAUUUGUCCUCCAUCCUCUCUCCUGCUUUUAUGCCCUCGCCACAAGGUUUCCCGGACACACGGCAAGCGCAGAGCCAGUCCUACCACUCAUCACCGCCCAAGCCAAAAACAGAGACCAACAUGCUGGGAGUUGAGCGAUCCCAAGAUGAGGAGGAUGAUGAUGAAGAUUUUCUCAUCCAUCACUUACUUCAUGCCCAGAGCUCGACUCCCCAUCCUUCCCAGCAUCACUCACUCCCUCAGCAACUACCACAGCCCCUCCCACAGGCCAGGGACGGGGAAAGCAAGGGGGUGGCCUACGACAUGAACAAGAUCUCAGAAGAGCGCUACCACCUCCAGAGUGUCAUUCGUACCAACAACACCACCAGCAGCUCAGGUCCUGACGCAGCGAGUGGCUUAAACAGUCAGUUGGAAAUACCACAGAAGAAGCAGCAGCAGGCCAAGUCAGAGCUGACCAUAUCAAAGUCCACUGCUGGGGGGGUGGGAGUGGUCACUGACUCUCUGUCCCACUCCCAUACUACCCACUCCCACCAACAGCAGCAUGACUCCAUGGGCUCGGUGGUCCAUUAUGGAAGAGGGGACCCAUAUGCACAGCACUCACACUCCCAGCACUCCCAUCACACUUCACAUGUGUCCUCACUCUCUCAGCAGCACCCUCAACACUCCCAGAUUCCCCCGCACACUCAACACACACAGCACUCUCAACAUUCCCAGCAUGGCCACCCCCAUUCCCACUCACACAGUCAUCCUCACAUGGAGCUGAAGAAGACUUCUGAUGCAAAUGAGAACGCGUACUUGUGUAACACACCAGAUGUGCAGCAGACUCGACAGACCCAGGUCCCCCUCUCUCUGAUGGACUCACCGCCAGACCAAACACACAUGCUGCAGUCUGUCCUUUCCCAUACCACCCGCUCCAAGAUGGACCCCCAGCCUUCACAGCAGCAGCAGCAGCAGCAGCAUGCUCUGAGCCAGCAGGCCAUGAUGGGGUCAGCUGGAGGAGCCGGGCCAGCCGGGGUUGAAUCCCACCCACAGAACCAGUCCUCACAGCUGCAGCUCCAGCUCCAGACCCAGGGUAUCGAUACCCACUACAGCAUUGCAGCUCAGUCAAGAGAUCAAACCCGAGCCAGUCAGAACUCAGUGUCUCCGCUGGACAUGCUAGACCAGUCUCUUUCCCGGACUAACGGCAGGGACAGCGGAGGAGCUCUGGACAGAACUGUGGUUGGGGUGUCUGUUACAGGAGGGGAAGGGGGUGGUGGGGACAGACAUAGACAGCAGCACAGACUUACACCGCACCACCUUCCCCAACAAACAGCCUCAGAUCUCCAUGACUUCCUCUCUGAACCAGAUUUGGGCUUGUCCACGCCCUCACACCUUCAUCACCUCAACCAGCCUCAGGCCCACGCCCACCCUCACACCCACCACCAACAGCAAGCACACACACACCAUCAGCUGUCACACGCUCAGUUAGCUCACCCACACCCCCACAGGAUGGCAGCAAAUAUGGGGAAUCCCCAACAACAGCGACAGCCCCAACAGAGAGAGCCUGAGAGCCAGCUUUCACACUCCCAGUUAGACCAGCUCAAACAGCACCAGUUUGACACAGUUAGCCCAGUGGGUAAAGUUGUACAAAAUCAGGCUCAGCAGCAGCGGUUUGCACCUCUGACGUCCAUCUGCUUUCCAGACUCUCUGUUACACGAUGAAGACCGCUCUUUCUUUCCUGAGAUGGAGGACAUGUUUUGUUCAGCUGAGUACAAGUCGAGCUGUGCUGGGGAUUCUGGGGCAGGACAGGCUGCUCAAGAAAGCCUGACCCAGAGCCACGGGCAGGGGCAAGAAGGUAUGGAGGUGUUAAAGACAGGAGGUGCUGGAGAGGGCUAUGAUAUGGUCAGUCAUCAUAGUGACCAAGGCUACGGACAGUACUGCCACAGCCUGCCAGGAACAGGAAACAGCAAUCUGCACUUAGACUUGGACUCUAUGAAGACCCAUGAGCUUCCCUCUACUGUGAACACCGACCAGCUUGGCCUCAUCCACUCCCAGACCCCCACUAUGGGACUGAGUUCAGCGGUUCAAGGGGACAGCACAGUUAACAAGAUGAUGGGAGCUGUGGGAGUGGGUGGAAAUUCAGGUGCUGCUGGUCUGACCUCACCUAUGUUCUGUUCGUCUCGGCCCAAGAAGCUGCUGAAGACCAGCUCAUUUCACCUGCUCAAACAGCGGCGUGAGCCACAACCGCCAGCAAAGAAAAACUAUGCUCAGGAGUAUGAGUUUGAGGACGAUGAGGAUAAAGCUGAUGUUCCAGCUGAUAUUCGCCUCAACAGUCGGCGUAUUCCUGACAUGCUCCCUGAUCUGGUGUCUAGUUGUAGGAAGGCUGGUGGGGCGCCAGGAGUCAGUGGGCUCAGUCCGCUGAUGGGUGAUAUGGACUUCUGCCACCCCAGCAGCUACUCUGCCCUUGGACACCCUCCACAACUCCUUCCCCAUGAAGGCCCCAAGAAAAGAGGCAGAAAACCAACCAAACCAAAACGUGAAGGCCCCCCUCGCCCACGAGGCAGACCACGCAUUCGUCCUCUUCCAGAGCCUCCUUACUGCAGGGGGCUGAUGGGAUCAGUGGCCGGAGAGAGUAGGAGGGGUCGUGGGCGUGGUCGAGGACGAGGCAGGAGGGACGAAGGGCUUGUAGAAAUGCAUCGAGAUAUGAACAAAGCACAAAGCCUCCCAUAUCAUCAUCAUCAGCAGCAGCAGCAGCAGUUCAGCCAACAGCAGCAUCUCCAACAGAAUCCACACCAACACCACAGACAGCAGGCAGACCACCACCAGACACCGCCACAACAGCAACAACCGCAUCACCUGCAUCAGCAGCAGCAGCACGUUUCCUGUCCUCAUCACCAACCGCAUCAUCCACAGCAUCAUCAUCAACAACAGCAGCCGUCCGAGCAGCCGCAGCAGGAUCCAAUCAGACCCAUCAAGAUCAAACUGCCCAUUCCCACCAUGCCUCCAUCUGAAUCCUUGUUGAGGACAGACUCACUGUCCAGCACCGAGCCGGUCCUGUCUGACGGAUCUGUGGGGUCAGCACCGUCUCUGGGCCUGAGUCCUGGACCCAGCACCACCAUGGAUAUUAACAGAAAUGAGCUGAACCAGACGCAAGACAAGAUGAUGAAGCAUCAGCAGAAAGAUGGAGAGAUGAUGUGGAAGAAAGACAUGGAUGAUCCACUGAAUCCUGAAGCCUGGGCUGCUAUCCAGAAACUCUCCAGUUCAGCUGAUGAGAAGGCUUUUGACUUCAAACCUGGCUUCAUGGCCUCUUUUCUGGACUUCCUGAAGACAGGCAAAAAACAGUCAGGCCUCGACUCAGAGAAUGAUGGAAGUGAGCAGGAACUCCUAAACCCCUGCUCCUCCCUGAAGGGGGGGAUCAGGCCCUUAUCCCCGCCUCCCCCCCCUCUACCACAAACUCCUCCGCAGCAGCCUCCGGGAGCAUUUGGUGAGGGAGGGCAGGGCGAGGGGGAGGACCUGGCUCUCAGUGGCUGCCCGAGUCCCUGCAAGCCUCUGGAUGAGGAGCUGAAGAGGAACCUGGAGACGCUGCCCUCCUUCUCCUCUGAUGAGGAGGACUCGGUGAGUAAAAACCAGGACCUGCAGAAGAGCAUCUCAUCUGCCAUCUCUGCCCUCUAUGACACCCCGCACUCUCUGGCCGCUGCAAUGGCUUCUGCCAUGGCCAAGGCCCCACCCACUCUGUCUCCGCCUACCCCACAGGAGCCGCCACUCAGCCCCCCCCUCCCAAGCAUGCCUCCCCUCAUCCCCAGCAUGGAGAAUGGAAAAGAGGAGGUGCUCACAUACACUCAGCAUCACACACAGGAUGAGGAGGAACAAAACCUGGUCUCCCCGCAGUCAAACAGAGAGGAAGCAGAGGAGAGGGAGCCUGAGCAGAGAGGAGAGGAGGAGGGGGAGAAGGAGGUGGAGGAGGAGGAGGAGGAGGAGGGAGGGGAGGAGACUCCAGACAAUGAAGAAAUUAUGAGCGAGCCACAGAAUCUGCAGCCGGGAGCCCUGGAGGAGCAGGAGGAGCAGGAUGAGGAGGAAGAUGAGAGGAUGACUGACAUGCAGAUGUUGGAGGUUCCUAAGGUUGAAGAUUCUCCAUCAGGACCUGAGCUUGCUCCUGCACUUCCAUCCCCAUCACCAUCCAUCUCUCCCUCACCACCCACCUACUCCUCACCCUCACCCCUCCCUCCCCUGUGCCUCUCUGUACCCUCCCCUCAGCCACAGCAGGGGGAGGAGGCUUACCCCCCCUCUGAGCAGCAGCAGCAGCAGCAGCAGCAGCAGGCCUCCUACCAACCGCCUCCAACUGCAGGGACCUCCCCACCCCCCUCCACCUCCCCUCCGGCCAUCCCAUCCUCACCCCUUUCCAACCUGCCCCUGGGACAGUCAAUCCCCCCUCCAUCCACCACUCCUCCCCCAUCAUCCUCUGAUCAGGACCAGGAACCUGAAGCAGGGCAGCCUUCCCCCUCUUCCCCCUCCUCUUCCUCACCCUCUUCAUCAUCCUCUCCCCCACCAUCACCUCCAACACCGGAAGAGGCCCCAGCAUCUCAGCGUCUUACCUCCCUCCACCUGGCGAAGAAGCAGGCUGACGCCGCCAUCGCCGGGGAGAGUGAAGAGGAGGACAGUGAGAGCGGAGGCGAGGGGAUCUUCCGUGAACGGGAUGAGUUUGUGGUUCGAACUGAGGACAUCGGGACUCUUAAGAUGGCCUUGCAGACAGGCCGGGAGCCCCCACCCAUCUGGAGGGUGCAGAAAGCCCUGCUGCAGAAAUUCAGCCCAGAGAUCAAAGAUGGUCAACGGCAGUUCUGUGCGACCAGUAAUUAUCUGGGUUACUUUGGUGAUGCCAAGAUGCGCUACCAGCGUCUGUACGUGAAGUUCUUGGAGAAUGUCAACAAGAAGGAUUAUGUCAGGGUGUGUUCCCGAAAGCCGUGGCACAGAGCCGGUCUGACCCUCAGGAGGCAGCCUCUACCUAAACAACUGCCCACCAUCCACGGCCAGACCCCCCCACGGGUGGAGAGAGACGAUAGAGACAAGGAGAGACUGAAGGAGAGAGAGCUGAAGGAGCAGAGAGAAAGAGAAAAAGAACAAAGAGAAAGGGAGCACAGGGAGAAAGUAGAAAAGGAGCAAAAGGAGAGAGAGAGGAGAGAGAGAGAGGAGAGAGAGCAAAAAGAGAAGGAGAAACAAGAGAGGGAGCAGAGAGAGAAGGACAGGAAAGAGAAGGAGAAGGUGGAGAGGGAAAAGGAGGACAGAGAGGGAAAGGAGAGUGAGCGUAGGGAAAAGGAGAAAGAAAGGGAAUGGGAGAAGGAGAGGGAGAAAGAAAAAAGAGAGAAAGAGCAAAAAGAGAGGGAAAGAAGGCAAUAUGAGAGAGAGCAGAGAGAGAGGGAGCUGAAAGAGAGGGAGAGAAAGAACAGGGAGCAGAGAGAGAAGGAGACACAGGAAAGGGAGCAGAGAGAAAGAGAGAGACAGGAGAGAGAGCGGAGAGAGAGGGAGAGACAGGAGAAAGAACGAAAAGAGAAGGAGAGACAGGAGAGGGAGCAGAAGGAAAAAGAAAAGAAGGAGAGGGAGCAAAGUGAGAGGGAGAGGCAGGAGAGAGAGCAAAAAGAGAGGGAGAAACAAGAGAAAGAGAGAAGAGAUAAAGAGAGAGAAAAGAGAGAGAGGGAGAGGAGAGAGAAGCAGAGAGAGCAGAAAGAUAGAGAACAGAAGGAGAGUGAAAAACAGAGGGAGCAGAAAGAAAAGGAGGGAAGAGAGAGGGAGAAACAAAGGGAUCAGGAAAAAGAGAAAAGGGAGAGAGAGGAGCGAGAGAGGAGAGAUGGCACAGUAGAGUUCACAAGACUGAAGGAGGAGAAGAGAGCAGGAGAGAAGAAGAUGGAGCAUCAGUCCAGAGCCAAGACUUCAAAGGACAAGACUGAGCCUCCUCCCAAGAAGAGGAAGAAGUGGCUGAAGGAGGUGCCGUCCUCCUCCUCCUCCUCAGACUCCUCUCCACCCAGUGAUGAUGAAGGGCCUGUGAGGGGUGGAGUUAACAGCCGAGCCAUGAGGGAGAUGUUCAGGAGCUAUGUGGAGAUGCUGGUCAGCACAGCACUCGACCCUGAUAUGAUCCAGGCUCUGGAGGACACUGAUGAUGAGUUGUACCUCCCUCCCAUGAGGAAGAUUGAUAGCCUGCUCAGUGAACAGAAGAAGAGGCUGCUGAGGAGAGUCAACAUGAGUGCUCAGCACCAGGAGGCUUUACAUAUAUUCCCCAAAAUGACAGCAGACCCACUGGAAUCUGGAGCAGUCAAAGUUCAUCUUGGUGGGGAGGGCUACAACCGCAAAACUCUCAACCGGGUCAAGAGGAGUAUUCCUAAACAACAGGAUCUGAAGCUUUCAAUUGAAACUUGCCGGAUCUACAGUCUGUAUCAUUCACUUCACCACUACAAGUAUCACACUUUCCUGCACUGUAAGAAGGAGGCCUGACAGUGAUGAGGGCAGGCAUCACAUCAUCUGACCCAUCCAAGAAGCCUGUCCUGACAUCUACUGAGUGCCUUGUCUAACAAGAUAUGGAAAGUUUCACAGUCUCAGCUUUUCUGUUCAUCUUUUCAAGGGUUAGGGUUAACUUCAAGGCUCUGUAUGGAGAAAUCCAAGAAGCCUUGUUAUUACUGACACCUGGCUGUUAAAUGAAGUGCAGUCUCAUGCGCACACUGAGCAUCAUGUGAGCAUCCAUGAAGUCAGUCUCUUUACCAGUCCUCACUGUGUGCUUGCUGGGGUGCAGCGCAAACAAUCAAAGGUUAGCCAGGUAGCGGUAACUUAGCUACACUGCAGGGAUCUGGUGUUGGUUUGUUAGCCCAUGAAGAAAUCAUCAAAUCAAAGUCAAAGUCAGCUUUUAUGGCAAAUGGCAAUGGCGAGCUCGUCAAUUUAUCAGCCAGAUCAUCUCUGUUUGGAUGAACUAGCAGACGUUUUCCACUCAGCGCAGUAGUUUACUACCGAUCUGUCCACGUUAGCAGGCAAGCUAAGGUUAGAAAGCAUUAGCCAGCUAAAAUUACAGUAUCACAAUAAAUUCCACAGGCUUUGCAGUAAUGUUAGCUCAUCUGUGUAACAGAAAGAGAGCCAGCUCGGGGUUGGUUUUGAUCCCCAAAGCUGAACGCAGGUCCCUCCAUGAAUCACAUGUCCUGUUGAUGUUGACCCUAGUUUUCCCCCAGCGUCACAACAGUUCACAUUUGGCUUCAUGAGAUAAGGUUUUCUGUUUCUUGUUCUUGCAUGGAAAUUUGGUUGGAGUAUUUCUUGGUUGAUUCGAUGGUACACUGCUGGCCAAAUUUAUUUAUGUCACAUUUUUCACACAUCACUGUCCACACUCUACAUGAGCAUCAAAAAAACAUCUCAUUGCUGUGAUGAUAAUGAAGCAUGAUAAUGUAUUGCGCUGUUUAUAAGUGACUUGUCG
Lates calcarifer (barramundi perch) is the source of this 10052-nucleotide messenger RNA. RefSeq names its product proline rich 12b (gene prr12b). The coding region runs from base 686 to 9091 and encodes 2801 amino acids. The record is from RefSeq and is a predicted model, not a curated record. Lineage: Eukaryota; Metazoa; Chordata; Actinopteri; Centropomidae. The transcript has 16 exons.